AUGAGAUCGCAUCCGCAGCUGCUCUUGCUGCUGUUGUCCCUCUGGGGAGUCAUUUGGUAUGCUUCUGGUAUGUGUUCGAAGCCUGGAAAGCCAGCAAAUGGGAAGCGUCAACUGUCACGUGAGGGAAGCCGGCGCGUCGUCACUUACACGUGCGAAACGGGAUAUAGGCUUGUCGGUCGACGCUCACGUCGCUGUUUGGGAAAUUCUAAAAACGGUUUCAAUUGGGAAGGCAAGAAACCCAAAUGCAUCGAAAGGAGUUGCUCAGCAUUGCCUGAUCCGGUAAACGGUGACGUCAACCUCAGAAAUGGGCGUGCUACCUACUCCUGCAGGUUGAGCUAUCGUCUCGUGGGAAGUGCAUUUCGAGUGUGUACUAACUCUAGAUGGAGUGGAACGGCACCAUCUUGUCGAGCAGUUACGUGUCCUCAAUUGUCAUCUCUUGCAUUUGGAAGAAUCACUCUACCUUCAUCUGGAAAAUUUGCUGUCUACAUCUGCAACAAAGAAUACAAACUCACAGGCAACGCAAUCCGAGUUUGUAGAGGUGACAGAUGGUCAGGCUCAAAACCCCGUUUGCGAAAAGGAUUAAAUCGCCCUACCAACGGAUUUCUUCAAGUCUCGGGCGACACAGCAACAUAUUCAUGCGCCGUCGGAUUCAACCUCGACGGUAACAGGAACAGACGAUGUCAGACUGGAGUAUGGUCUGGUACUGACCCUUCUUGUGUUAGAAUUACAGUUUGUGAAAGACUUCGUGAUCCUGCAAACGGCGAUGUCAGGCUGUCACGUAACAACAACAAUGCAACAUACAUCUGCAAUUCAGGCUACACACUAGUCGGUAAUCAACAAAGAACGUGCUCCAACGGUGACUGGAGUGGGAUGCAACCGUCGUGCGUACAGAAUUGCCCGAGACUCGAUAGACCCGAAAACGGCAAUGUCGACCAGAUGAGGAACUCUGCGACGUACUCGUGUAACAGUGGCUACGAGCUACGCGGCAGGACAUCCGUUUGUAUCGAUGGAGACGAAUGGCGGGAUCGAUGCAACCAGCUCUGCACUUGUGUAGGAGGACGGCCUCAGUGCUGCCGUGAAAGAAAGGAUAUCGAGUCAAUGACUACAGCAGAGAAACGACUUUACGUUGACACACUCAUUAUAUCUUCGACAGAUGCACGUUAUCGCCAGGAAUACGAAGAUUUCCUUGGCAUUCAAAGAUUACAGUUUUUUAGUGGAAUCCACGAAAGAAACCAAUUCUUGCCAUGGCACCGAUAG
Molecule: messenger RNA, 1257 nt
Organism: Corticium candelabrum
Lineage: Eukaryota; Metazoa; Porifera; Homoscleromorpha; Homosclerophorida; Plakinidae
Product: CUB and sushi domain-containing protein 1-like
Exons: 8
Coding region: 1-1257 (418 amino acids)
Source: RefSeq, a predicted model, not a curated record